GCGGAGUUGGCGGAGUCUCCUUAGGGAACUGGGGGGCCGAACUGCGUAGAAGAGGGUGGCGGGGAGGAGAGCGCUAAGUGGGAAGCGGAACCUUGGGCCUGGGACCCGUCGCGGCAGAGCCAGGCUAGUGAACCGGAGCAAAGGACUUCCGAUCCACUCUGUGCUGCAGCAGCACCCUUUUGGGAUUUGAUUUGCAGCAUCUUUGAGCUGGUACCACCAAAAAAAAAAAUUACCGCGAAGAACGCCUAGUCCUCCCCUGGUACCCCAAGACAAACCCACUCCCUCCUAGGGACACAGCUGGGCGCGUCCACACCCCCGCAUCCCCUACACCAUGUUGUGCGGAAGGACUUCCACUCCCUGCCUGUGUCGUUGAUGUCAGACCCCAGGCCAGCCUCCGGGCGCUGCAGUUCUCCUGGUUAAUGCUGCGGCUGUGGUUAGGGCUUUAGUACAUAAGCCAGCCGCCGCCGCCCCCCGCUUCCCCACCCUCGGCCUCAGCGCCCACAGUCUGCAUGUGUGUGCGGUAGCCGGCUGCCCAUCCCGCCGCUCGUGUUCUCCUGGAGCUCUGGAUACCACCGCGAGGCAUUUCUCUGCCCGUGGGAGAAGUGGCCUUGGAGGGAUUGAUAUCAGUGGUUGGAUUUUUCCCGUGGAUCUAUCAAUUCACAAUUCGGAUUUGGAAGAAAGAAGGAAAACAUGACGUCUCCAGCCAAAUUCAAAAAGGAUAAGGAGAUCAUCGCAGAGUACGAUACUCAGGUCAAAGAGAUCCGGGCUCAGCUCACAGAGCAGAUGAAAUGCCUAGAUCAGCAAUGUGAGCUCCGGGUGCAGCUGUUGCAGGACCUGCAGGACUUCUUCCGCAAAAAGGCUGAGAUUGAAAUGGACUACUCUCGCAACCUGGAGAAGCUAGCAGAGCGCUUUCUAGCCAAGACACGAAGCACCAAGGACCAGCAAUUUAAGAAGGACCAGAAUGUUCUCUCUCCAGUCAACUGCUGGAACCUCCUCUUAAACCAGGUGAAGCGGGAGAGCAGGGAUCAUACCACCCUGAGUGACAUCUACCUGAAUAAUAUAAUUCCUCGAUUUGUUCAAGUCAGCGAGGACUCAGGAAGACUCUUUAAAAAGAGUAAAGAAGUUGGCCAGCAGCUCCAAGAUGAUUUGAUGAAGGUCCUGAACGAGCUUUAUUCGGUCAUGAAGACAUAUCACAUGUACAAUGCCGACAGUAUCAGUGCUCAGAGCAAACUAAAGGAAGCAGAGAAGCAAGAAGAGAAGCAAAUUGGCAAAUCAGUAAAGCAAGAGGACCGGCAGACCCCUCGCUCCCCUGACUCCACCACCAAUGUCCGCAUUGAGGAGAAACAUGUCCGGAGGAGCUCAGUGAAGAAGAUUGAGAAGAUGAAGGAGAAGCGACAAGCCAAGUACACAGAGAAUAAGCUGAAGGCCAUUAAAGCCCGGAAUGAGUAUUUACUGGCUUUGGAGGCAACCAAUGCAUCUGUCUUCAAGUACUACAUCCAUGACCUGUCUGAUAUUAUCGAUCAGUGUUGUGACCUAGGCUACCAUGCUAGCCUGAACCGGGCUCUACGCACUUUCCUGUCUGCUGAAUUAAAUCUGGAACAAUCAAAACAUGAAGGUCUGGAUGCUAUUGAAAAUGCAGUAGAAAACCUAGAUGCCACCAGCGACAAGCAACGGCUCAUGGAGAUGUACAACAAUGUUUUCUGUCCCCCUAUGAAAUUUGAAUUCCAGCCCCACAUGGGAGAUAUGGCCUCUCAACUCUGUGCCCAGCAGCCUGUCCAGAGUGAGCUGGUGCAGAGAUGCCAACAACUGCAGUCUCGCUUAUCCACUUUGAAGAUUGAGAAUGAAGAGGUGAAAAAGACAAUGGAGGCUACCCUGCAGACCAUCCAGGACAUUGUGACUGUUGAGGAUUUUGAUGUGUCUGACUGCUUCCAGUAUAGCAAUUCCAUGGAGUCUGUCAAAUCAACCGUCUCAGAAACGUUCAUGAGCAAGCCAAGCAUUGCUAAGAGGAGAGCUAACCAGCAAGAGACAGAACAGUUUUAUUUCACGAAAAUGAAGGAGUACUUGGAGGGCAGGAACCUCAUCACUAAGUUACAAGCCAAGCAUGACCUCCUGCAGAAAACGCUGGGAGAAAGUCAGCGAACAGAUUGUAGUCUUGCCAGGCGAAGCUCAACCGUGAGGAAACAGGAUUCCAGCCAGGCAAUUCCUCUGGUGGUAGAAAGCUGUAUCCGGUUUAUUAGCAGACAUGGCCUACAACAUGAGGGAAUUUUCCGGGUGUCUGGAUCACAAGUAGAAGUGAACGACAUAAAAAAUGCCUUUGAGAGAGGAGAGGACCCCCUGGCUGGGGACCAGAAUGACCAUGACAUGGACUCCAUAGCUGGUGUCCUCAAGCUUUACUUCCGGGGCCUGGAACACCCGCUCUUCCCCAAAGACAUCUUCCAUGACUUGAUUGCCUGUGUCACAAUGGACAACCUGCAAGAGAGAGCUGUGCAUAUCCGGAAAGUUCUUCUGGUCCUGCCUAAGCCCACUCUGAUUAUCAUGAGAUACCUCUUUGCCUUCCUCAAUCACUUAUCACAGUUCAGUGAGGAGAACAUGAUGGACCCCUACAACCUUGCCAUCUGCUUCGGGCCCUCGCUGAUGUCCGUGCCAGAGGGCCACGACCAGGUGUCCUGUCAAGCCCACGUGAAUGAACUGAUCAAAACCAUCAUCAUCCAACAUGAGAACAUUUUCCCAAACCCCAGGGAGUUGGAGGGUCCCAUCUACAGCAGAGGAGGAAGCAUGGAGGAUUACUGUGACAGCACCCAUGGAGAGACUACCUCUGCUGAAGACUCCACCCAGGAUGUUACAGCGGAGCACCACACAAGUGAUGACGAAUGUGAGCCCAUUGAAGCCAUUGCCAAGUUUGACUACAUUGGCCGGACAGCCCGGGAACUCUCUUUCAAGAAGGGAGCAUCCCUGCUGCUUUACCAGCGAGCUUCUGAUGACUGGUGGGAAGGCCGGCACAAUGGUAUAGACGGACUCAUCCCCCAUCAGUACAUCGUAGUCCAAGACACCGAAGACGGUGUCGUGGAGAGGUCCAGCCCCAAAUCUGAGAUUGAGGUCAUGUCUGAGCCACCUGAAGAAAAGGUGACAGCCCGAACGGGGGCCAGCUGUCCCAGUGGGGGUCAUGUAGCUGAUAUUUAUCUUGCAAACAUCAACAAGCAAAGGAAGCGUCCAGAAUCUGGGAGCAUCAGAAAAGCAUUUCGGAGUGACAGCCAUGGGCUGGGCAGUUCUCUGACUGACUCCUCCUCCCCGGGGGUGGGGGCUAGCUGCCGUCCAUCUUCCCAGCCCAUCAUGAGCCAGAAUCUCCCCAAGGAAGGGCCAGAUAAGUGUUCCAUCAGCGGCCAUGGCAGCCUCAACUCUAUCAGCCGCCACUCAUCCUUGAAGAACCGGAUGGACAGUCCACAGAUCCGGAAGACCGCCACAGCAGGAAGGUCAAAAAGCUUCAAUAACCACCGGCCCAUGGACCCUGAAGUCAUUGCACAGGAUAUUGAAGCAACAAUGAACUCUGCCCUGAACGAGCUUCAAGAGCUAGAGCGGCAGAGCAGUGCUAAGCACACACCCGAUGUGGUUCUGGACACCUUGGAACCCCUUAAGACCUCCCCAGUGGUAGCCCCCACAUCAGAGCCCUCCAGCCCCCUGCACACCCAGCUCCUCAAGGACCCUGAGCCUGCCUUCCAGCGUAGCGCUAGUACUGCUGGGGACAUUGCCUGCGCCUUCCGGCCUGUCAAAUCUGUCAAGAUGGCUGCUCCAGUCAAACCACCAGCCACUCGGCCCAAGCCAAGUGUCUUCCCCAAGACAAAUGCUACUAGCCCUGGUGUCACCUCAUCUGCUUCCCCACAGUCCACUGACAAGUCUUGUACUGUCUAAAGGGAUGACAAUGAUUCUAGACAAGGAGACUGGCCGUUUUAAAUCUUCCUAUUUAACUAGCUUGGGGACUCAGUUGAAAAUUAGGUUCUAAGUUGUUCUUACAGGAGUUAGCCUUCCCAUUACCCAGACCUUGAGAAUGAAGCCCUUGUUACUGCUUUUCCCUUUCUGGUCUUUCCCUCCACCCUUUGCUUCCCUCUGUUGUUGGAAUCCAACCAGCUCCAGUACAUACUAUUAUUAGGUUAGCCAGUGACAGGUUUUCCAUUAUUGGGUUGCUGUGAUAUCUGCCAAGGCAAGACAUGGGGACCCAGGUCUAAGUCUCUGUCCCUUCAGACCAUAGAGGAUACCUUGACCAGAGUUUGGCUGCAGCCAAUCAGCUCUCAGUGACAUCUUCUGUUUCAGUACUGAUUUAAAAAAAUCGUAUAUA
Messenger RNA from Grammomys surdaster, 4330 nucleotides. RefSeq names its product SLIT-ROBO Rho GTPase activating protein 2 (gene Srgap2). The record is from RefSeq and is a predicted model, not a curated record. Gene Ontology annotation, molecular function: protein binding. Gene Ontology annotation, cellular component: cytoplasm. The transcript has 23 exons. The coding region runs from base 691 to 3906 and encodes 1071 amino acids. Gene Ontology annotation, biological process: negative regulation of cell migration; signal transduction. Lineage: Eukaryota; Metazoa; Chordata; Mammalia; Rodentia; Muridae.